AGAAUAGCAACAAGUUUCGCUUUGUUCACAAUAUCUGCUGAAUUUGCCAUUCAAAGUAUGUUUUUUUUCUUCUUCUGAGGAUUAGCUUUGCCAUCGUCCAGCCAUUGAGCACUAUGUUACUGAUACAGCUAUUAGUGUUUUAUGGCACUGUGAUCUCUGUAACGUCCGACAGAGCGUGUGAUGUUUGUAACUGUAGCGGUACAGUGGUGAAUUGUACUGGCCGGUCAUUAACAGAAAUCCCGACGGACAUUCCGGAGAAUACAACAAAGCUGUUCCUAAACGGCAGUCAAAUAAGAGAAAUACCACAGACAGCAUUCCUCAGUCUAGUAAAUUUACAAUGGCUGUGGCUACAUGACAAUCAAAUAACAGAAAUACCACAGAGAGUAUUCUCCAGUCUCGUCAAUUUAGAACAACUGUAAGUGUAUUUUUCUUGUAAA
Messenger RNA from Ostrea edulis (European flat oyster), 437 nucleotides. Its product is annotated as slit homolog 2 protein-like. Lineage: Eukaryota; Metazoa; Mollusca; Bivalvia; Ostreida; Ostreidae. The coding region runs from base 114 to 419 and encodes 101 amino acids. The record is from RefSeq and is a predicted model, not a curated record. Gene Ontology annotation, cellular component: plasma membrane. The transcript is spliced from 3 exons. Gene Ontology annotation, molecular function: protein binding.